Pseudomassariella vexata is the source of this 1044-nucleotide messenger RNA. RefSeq lists its product as uncharacterized. Bases 112 to 681 code for a protein of 189 amino acids. The transcript has 2 exons. Lineage: Eukaryota; Fungi; Ascomycota; Sordariomycetes; Amphisphaeriales; Pseudomassariaceae. The record is from RefSeq and is a predicted model, not a curated record.
AGGGAAAACGCACGCGGCGCCCUACCACUACGGCUCCUAGUAUGAUUACGGGAGUCUCCACCAUACGACCGCUCACUCCGUUAUUUUGAGUUUGAAUGAAAUCCCAAUGCAAUGUAUGUCCUCGAGAAUGCACACAAAAAAAGAUACACCAAACUCGCACUUGGGGAUGGAGCUAUCCGAAUCAAGUUACUGGCCGCUCCGCUGUUGAGUUCCAGACGAUUCCAGACCCCACGGCCACGAGCCAUGACCUCAUUGGGACUCAGGAACAGAACCCUUCGUUUCUUGACUCAAAGGUCAUCUUGGAAGAUCCCAUACCGUCGUCCAAGCUUGUGCAAAAAUUGGGGCCCAAUUAUUUGGUUUGGCAUCUAUCUGUCAACAAGGGCUUUGUUCGCUUCACACUUGUACUUCCCAGUCGCCUCCCAAUGCCUGGCAUGGUCUCAUCAUUGUGCAUCAUGGAGUUCCAGCGAUGCAGGAAUAUGCGCACUUACUCCAUGGUAUGCAUACCGAGGCUUCGUAGGAUUGACUCUCACCUGGUCAAGCCUCAGCUGCACGACAAGGAGAUCUCAUGCACCAGUAAUCCACCAAUGCUGUCGAGCAAACGCCAUCGGAGCUGAGCCCGAAACUGUACCUCCCUCGGUGGUGGGGUCGACUUCGCGAUUACCUAACUUGCUUAUCGCAUGAAAUCAGAACACGGCACCCCUGAGUCUUACUACGUCACAACCUAUCUGGAAAACAUUCCGCUACUUUCAAGAUGCGUUUUGUCCCGUAAUUACUUCUAUGUUUUCUCAGGUGUCUGCCCCAUGGAAAGACAAUAUGCCCACGGGCAGUCAUGCUGUAUUACCCCACGAUUACUUCGAUCCUCUCGUAAUAUAAUCCGCCGGCCUACUCUGUCCAUUCGCUGUGAAUUUAUAGCGACCAUCGCAAGUUUGAUCAAGCCUAUUCACCAAUUUCAUUAAAAUCGCAUCGUGGAAGCAAUCGUUGUCUGGGCAGUUGGUCUGAGACUGCGCCAAUUCCAAGCAAUAUCACAGGCGGGGCUGUGAGACA